CCGAGAAUCUUAGUCCUGAGGCCUGUGUCCGGGAUUUAAAACAAGAAAAAUAAUUAUGCAGAUGUCACCUCGUACUGGGAAAAAAACCCCUCUGAUCUGAUGCCCUUUGAUCAGGAGGACAGAGUGACAAGAGGAGCUUUGUGAUCAUGCGUCUAACAAGCGAGAGCAGAAUGAAAAAACAGGCCGAGGUUCAAGGAGCAUUUAGAAACCAGAGUUAAAGCAGGGUUUUUAAGCCCUAAGAGAUGUAGAAGCCUGCCGAUAUUUCCACUCACAAUGUCUGAAGUGAGAAUUGUGCUGCUGGGGGAAAACGUUCUCCUGGCCAACAGAGUGGGAAACUUCAUCCUGGGCAGAUCUGCAUUUGAGACUGAACUUCAUUUUUCUUCAGUAAAGCUGCACACUGAGAGAGCCAGUGGUCACGUGGCGGGAAGAACCAUCAUCAUCAUCAACACGCCUCAUCUCUAUAAUCCACAUCUCUCUCAGGAGGAACUGACUCAGAGAGUAAAGGAGUGCAUUUCUCUCGCUCAUCCUGGACCUCAUGUGUUUCUGUUAGUGCUUCAGUCAGAAAAAUUCACACAUGAGCAACACGACAGAGUCAGAAGCAUUUUGGAAACUUACAGCCCACUGUCUUGGAAACGCUCAAUAGUGAUAACUAUCGGUGAAGACCAUGGAUUCAUCAGUGAAUGUGAAUUUAGACACCACAGAAUUCAGAAUGUAUCUAAAUUCAAUAAACAUCAGGUCCUUCAGCUUUUGUGGAAAAUAGAUGCAGUGGUGAAGGAGACCGGGGGAAGUGCGCUACAAGAGAAGAAACACUCAGGAACACUGAGAAGACCUCAAGAACAUUUAAGUGAAAAAACAGUAAAGGAACAACUGGAGGAGAGUAAAGUGUCUGAUCUGAGGAUUAUUCUGUUGGGAAAAAGUCUCUCCGACACCGGCAGCGUGGGAAACUACAUCCUGGGCAGAUCUGCGUUUGGGACUGAAGGGUCUCAACAUUCAGUAUCACUUCAGUGUGGGAGAGUUAGAGGACAUGUGAAGGGAAGAACCAUCACCAUCGUCAAUGCACCUCAUCUUUUUCAACAAACCCUCUCGAGUCGUCAGCUCACACAGUGUAUUAAAGAGUGUGUGUCUCUGUCGGAUCCUGGACCUCAUGUGAUCAUGCUAAUUGUACAGCCAGAAGAUUUCACUGAAGCAGGCAAAAGAAGAGUGGAUCGCAUUCUUUCACAUCUGUCUGAGGAGGCUCAUAAUUACACCAUGGUGCUAACGACAAAGAACAUAGAAAUCAGCACCAGUGUAGAUCAAGAUCAGGAAACUGUCAUACAGGAGAUCAUUGCCAAAUGUAAUUACAGACAUUUAAAUUUCAGUGAAUGCAGCCAGGAUGCUCUUGUGAAGAAGAUGGAAGAGAUGGUCAAGGUGAAUAAAGGAAACCUUAUCUGUGAGGUAUAUGAAGAAGCUGACUCUGCAGUAGGCCAAAAACCAUCUGAGCAAUUCAGAGGCCAACUGGAAAAUCAAGAAACAGUAACACUGGGAGAGUAUUUUAAAACAAAAAUAAGAGGACUGUUUGGUCAAGCACGCACACAUCCCACAUGUGAUAAAAUUAAUCAAGGUGGAUUCAGUGUGAUAAAGAAGGAACACAGUGAAUUAAAACAUUUGAACCUAGUGCUGCUGGGAAUGGAAGAAUUAACAGCCUCAGUGUCUAAAAUAUUUUUGGGUAAAAAGUCCUCACUGGUCCAGUCAGAGUCCAGCUCCGAGUGUGUGGUAAGGAAGGGAGAAGUGUGUGGACACCUGAUAACGCUGGUGGAGAUGCCCGCUCUCUACAACACUCUGCUCUCAGAACAGGAAGUGAUGUGUCUGACUCGACACUGUGUCUCUGUCUGUGAUCCUGGAGUCCAUGUUUUCUUUAUCAUGGUUCCUGAAGGUCUCACUGAUGAAGAUAAAGCAGAAAUAAAGAUGAUUCAGAGGGUCUUCGGCUCCAGAAUUAAUGACCAUGUCAUAUUCCUCAUCAACCAGCAGUCGCAGAAGAAACAGAUAGAUCAGACUCUUCAGUCUGUGAUAAAGACACAUGGAGGACGAUCUAGAUUCUACAGCAGCAAAACAAAAGCAGAUGAUCUAUUUAUCUGUGUUAAAGAUCUUCUUAAAAACAACAACAAUCGUCCGUACACGAUGGCCAUGUACAAUGAUGCCCAGGUUGAAACACAGCUGCGGUACAAAAGAGAAAUUGAAAAUCUGCAACAACAAGUGACUGAACUCAAGAGGAGGACUCAAACAGAAGAUUUAUCAAAAAGCCCUGACGCUCUCAGAAUUGUGCUGUUGGGGAAGACAGGAGUUGGGAAGAGCGCAUCAGGAAACACCAUUCUGGGGAAAAACGUAUUUAAAGAAAUGAUGUCAUUUCAGUCAGUUACCACUGCGUGCCAGAAAGAGACAGAAGAGCUCGGUGGGAGACGGAUUACUGUGAUCGACACUCCAGGACUGUUUGACACAAAUAUCAAUAAUGAAGAAACCAAGAAAGAGAUUGUUAAAUGCAUAUCGAUGGCAGCACCUGGUCCUCACGUGUUACUGCUGGUGCUGAAAAUUGGACAACGCUACACCCAGGAGGAGAGAGAGGCAGUGAACAUCAUUGAAAAGACUUUUGAUAGAAAAUCUAACACAUACACCAUCGUACUCUUCACCUGGGGUGAUGUGCUUAAUGAACACCCAUUUGAACAGUAUAUGAAAACUGCUGGGCCAGAAUUAAACAAACUUCUGUCAGCCUGUGGUAAACGAUAUCAGGUGUUCAGCAACCGUGAUAAAUCCAGCAACACUCAGGUGUCAGAGCUCCUGGAUAAAAUCGACUCAAUGGUGAAGGUAAACGGCGGGGGCUGCUACACUAAUGAGAUGUUCCAGGAGGUCGAGGAAGCUCUAGAAGAAGAAAAGGAGAGAAUACUGAAAGAGAGAGAGGAGCAGAUAGAGAGAGAGAAAGAAGAACUGAAGACCAAACAUGAAACUGAAAUGGAGGACAUGAGGAGAGAGAUGCAGGAACAAAAAGAAAGACAAAAGGCAGAGGAGAGAAGAAAAGAGGAAGAAUUUCAACAGAGAGAAGAGCAAAUAAAAAGAGAUAUGGAAAAAAGGGAACAACAGGUAAGAGAGGACUUUCAGAAGAGAAGAGAAGACGAUGACAUGAAGAUGAAGGAAUGGAUGCAACAAAUAAACAGAGAGAGAGAGGAGAGCAAGAAACAGUGGGAGAGACAAAGACGGGAAGAUCAGAAACAGAGAGAUCAGGAGGAGGAGGAAAGGAAGAGGAAAGAACAAGAGUGGAAGGAGAAACAGACAGCGGAGAAUACAAAGUUUCAAAAAGAAAAAGAAGAGAUGAAAAUUCAAAAAGAAGAAGAAUUAAAGAAACUACAACAGGAGUAUGAACAGAAGGCAGCAGAAGAAGACAGGAGAAGAAGGGAUUUAGAAGAAAAGAUAAAGGAUGCAGAGGAAAGUAAAAAGAAGGAACUACGGGAUCUUCAGUUAUCUCAGCAACGAGAGUGGGAGCAGAGGAUGAAGGAGGAGGAGAGGAGAAACAAACAGCAGAAGGUCUGGGAGGAAAGAAUUGCUGCUAUGGAUAAGUGGAGUUUAGAGCAGAUUAGGAAGCAGAGGCAAUAUGAGUGGGAAAGACAGAAAGAAAAGGAGGAGAGAGAUUUAAGAGAGAAGGAAAGAAAAGAGAAAGAAGAACAAGAAAGGAAAAGAAUAGAAAAUGAAUUGAAUGAAAAGAUCAGAAAUAUGGAGGAACAGCUAAAGGCACAAAGAGAAAAAGAUGAGCGAGAAAGAAAGGAAAAGGAGGAAGAACUCAAAAAGGAAAUGGAGGAAAAACUACAGAAACAACAGGAAGAUUUCAGAAAGGAGAAAGAAGAAGAAGAAAGAAAACACAAGGAAGAGGAGGAGAGAAAUCUUGCCUUCAUUACAGAGCAACACAAGAAAGAACUGGAGACCCAGAAAGCACAGACAGAAGCAGCAGCCAGGAAACAGGCAGAGGAAGAAAUUAAAGCUCAACUUGAUGGAAAAAGUUAAAGAGGCAAAGCAUGAAGGGUUUGAAGCGGGCUGUGCACACGUCGAGUCAGAAAGAACAACACCAGGCAGAGUUGUGGAUUGAAUUGUUAAUGCUUGUUCCAAUAAGAAAAAAAAAAGAAAACUGAAUGAAAGCUUGUUUGAAAUUCAUUCAGACUUGAUGUUUUUUAAUCUACAUUUUUUAGUUAAUAUCAGUUUAUCAGUAGAUUAACAUGUGAUUUAUAUCAACAGCAUUAUGCUUUGUUUCAGGCCGGUUUGCCUCUAUUUUAAUUACAUUGUGAGUUUUUGUAACAUAAAAUUAGAUUCUGUAUUUUUUAAUAUAAAUAUCUUAUUUCUGUUUCUGCGGUUACUGAUCUACUGGGGUUUAAAUCUGAAGCACAACGACACAGUUACACUCCAUAUUCCUUUAUUUUACCUCCAAAUGGACCAUUAAUCAAUCAGAGAUGCACAACAUGGACAAAAGUCCCUGAAUAUACUGUAAUAUACAACCCCGAUUCCAAAAAAGUUGGGACAAAGUAAAAAUUGUAAAUAAAAACGGAAUGCAAUAAUUUACAAAUCUCAAAAACUGAUAUUGUAUUCACAAUAGAACAUAGACAACAUAUCAAAUGUCGAAAGUGAGACAUUUUGAAAUUUCAUGCCAAGUAUUGGCUCAUUUGAAAUUUCAUGACAGCAACACAUCUCAAAAAAGUUGGGACAGGGCAAUAAGAGGCUGGAAAAGUUAAAGGUACAAAAAAGGAACAGCUGGAGGACCAAAUUGCAACUCAUUAGGUCAAUUGGCAAUAGGUCAUUA
This is a messenger RNA of Neoarius graeffei (lesser salmon catfish), 4813 nucleotides long. RefSeq names its product GTPase IMAP family member 8-like. The record is from RefSeq and is a predicted model, not a curated record. The coding region runs from base 274 to 4026 and encodes 1250 amino acids. Lineage: Eukaryota; Metazoa; Chordata; Actinopteri; Siluriformes; Ariidae. Gene Ontology annotation, molecular function: GTP binding. The transcript is spliced from 6 exons.